AUGAUGGCCGUAUGCAUGUUCUGGCUCCUCACGUACGUGGGACAAGGGCUAGACCUGGCCGUGGGGAAUCGUCCGGUGAUCAUCAUGCAAGGUGCACAGGAACAGGACUACCGGCACGGUAUCAGAAAGAAGAGCGAGUUGAACUCGGUAGGCAAUAACCUGUUGCACUUCAGGAUAUAUCCUCCGGAGGCCUCUCACCGGGACGAGCUGUCCAACUGGCUCCUGUUGAACGACGAGCCACGGAUCUCGUCGUGGGCACCGGCUGGUAUAUUGAUCGACGACAUGAUCAGAGAGCCGAGGGAGCUGCAGACGGUCUUCUUCGCCCUGUCGCCAGCGAUGCUGAACAUGCUCUACUCGGAGUACGUGAACACCGCCACGCAACCGUCCGAGCAAUUUUUCCACGAGGAUCAGCAACAGGCGGGUGGUCCGAUGGGUGGUCAACGUGGCAAGAAGUUGCGGAUAGACUGUAGACACCCGAGGAACACCGUUAGCCUACCUAUGAGAGUGUGCGACGACGAGAUCGGCCAGAAGGGCGUACAGGAGACCAGACAAUUGAGCUACGACGAACUGUUCGAGCAGAAACUGAACACUGCUGCGAAUCUGAAGACUGACCCGAACUCACGGGGCCCAGAGAAACCGAGGGAUUAUCAGAAUGGAGCACCGUUCGUAUCCAGGCCACCAUUCGGUCUGGAUGCUAGCAAGCUACCUGGAAAGAGGAGCCAAGCACCGGUAGGACGUCGCUCCAUCGACCUCGCCGGAGAGUCCGCCCCACAUCAAGCUCAACCGCCGUCCUCCCUCGGGAACGGCAUCACCGUCGCUUCUCAACUUAUGCUCAGAUCUACGAGAGGAAGCAUACAGUACGACGUCCCGCAAAUCGAGUGCCCGAGCUCGGAAGACGGGAUGGAAAGGUUCGCGUGCCCUACUGCAGACAGAAUGGGUAGAUACCAUUGCAUCGACGAUCACGCCUUGUGCGACGGUUUCAUAGACUGCCCUACAGGCGAAGACGAGGACAGGCAAGCCUGCAUGUUUUACAAAACCACGAAAGCUCACCUUGACGUAUUGGCAGAUGCCAUUUUGCGAUGGGCAAGAGGACGCUAA
Habropoda laboriosa is the source of this 1098-nucleotide messenger RNA. RefSeq lists its product as uncharacterized. Lineage: Eukaryota; Metazoa; Arthropoda; Insecta; Hymenoptera; Apidae. Gene Ontology annotation, biological process: positive regulation of MAPK cascade. The record is from RefSeq and is a predicted model, not a curated record. Gene Ontology annotation, molecular function: transmembrane receptor protein tyrosine kinase activator activity; protein binding. The coding region runs from base 1 to 1098 and encodes 365 amino acids. Gene Ontology annotation, cellular component: terminal bouton. The transcript has 3 exons.